This is a messenger RNA of Centropristis striata (black sea bass), 1451 nucleotides long. RefSeq names its product dehydrogenase/reductase SDR family member 13-like. The record is from RefSeq and is a predicted model, not a curated record. Lineage: Eukaryota; Metazoa; Chordata; Actinopteri; Perciformes; Serranidae. The transcript has 6 exons. Bases 30 to 986 code for a protein of 318 amino acids.
CAGUGUCUGUGUGUCCGUGGUGAGACAUCAUGUUCCAGCUGCUGCUGCUGGCUGCGGUGCUGCUUGGAGGAUAUCUGGUCCUCACUCAGACUCUCUUUAAAAGGUCUAAAUGUAAAGGGACCGCGGCCGUGGCCGGGAAGACCGUCAUCAUCACCGGAGGGAACACGGGCAUCGGGAAGGCCACGGUGCUGCAGCUGGCUCGCCGUGGAGCACGAGUCAUCCUGGCCUGCAGGAACCGAGACAAGGCCGAGACCGCCAUCACACACGUCCAAGAGGAAACAGGAAGUACUGACGUGAUCUACAUGCCGUUGGACCUGGCCAGUCUGAAGUCUGUCCGCUGCUUCGCUGAAAUGUUCCUGAAGACUGAAACCAGACUAGACCUGCUGAUCAACAACGCUGGUCUGGUGGCUGACGGACGCACUGAGGACGGUUUCGGCAUCCAGUUUGGGGUCAACCACCUGGGUCACUUCCUGCUGACGAACCUGCUGCUGGAGCGUCUGAAGGAGUCGGGAGGAGGACGAGUGAUCACGCUGUCCUCCAUGGCUCACCGCUGGGGACACAUUGACCUGGAGGCUCUGGCUGUGAACAGACACCUGGGGACAGGGCAGUACAGCUGGCAGUUCUUCCAGGCGUACUGCAACAGCAAACUGUGCAACGUGCUCUUCACCCAUGAGCUCGGCAAGAGGCUGCAGGGCUCCAGUGUCACCUGCUACAGCGUCCACCCAGGUGUGGUGCGGACCGAGCUGUCCCGUCAUGUGGGUCUGUGGCAGAAGGUUUUCAUCGAGCCGGUGGCUCAGCUUCUGUUCCUGGACCCUGAGGCCGGAGCUCAGACCACGCUGCACUGCUGCCUGCAGGAGGGCCUCGAGCCUCUGAGUGGACGCUACUUCUCCUGCUGCUCCGUGCAGGACGUCUGUGCCGCCGCCCAGGAUGACGCUGUGGCCCGGCGGCUGUGGGAGGUCAGCGAGCAGCUCUGUGGACUCUCAUAGGGCCGAACGUUCAGCAGAAGAAAUGUGAAGAAUUAUUCUGUCUGCUGGCUCCAACUGAGUUCUCUCUGGACACUUUAAAAAGACAUUGAAAAGUAGCAUCAUUAAACAUUGUAAUAUGCAAAUUCUUUCUGGCAAAUUAAAAACUGUGUAAAGACAAAAUAUAUUUAAUGUUUUACUUCACCAGUGUCACAGAUCUGAGUCUAUAUAUUCUGUCUGUGACAACAAGACAGAAGAACCAAAACACUUUAUACAGGUGAACAGGUGAACAGUUUAACUGGUGAACAGGUAAACUGGUGAACAGUUAAACAGUUUAACUGGUGAACAGGUGAACUGGUAAACAGUUUAAGUGGUGAACAGAUGAGCAGGUGAACAGUUUAAGUGGUGAAUAGGUGAACUGAAGUAGUGUACUCAUCUUAGUGAGCUGGUCCCAGCUGGUCCAGGUCCACGCAGCUCCAGCAGGGCCUU